This is a messenger RNA of Owenia fusiformis, 1593 nucleotides long. The record is from the annotation of a GenBank genome assembly. NCBI's taxonomy places the organism in Eukaryota, Metazoa, Annelida, Polychaeta, Sabellida, Oweniidae.
CCGGUUUGGGAAGAUGGGCGAUAAUAUAGACAUGCAUCAUUUACCGGGUAUUGAUCCUGAAACUAUGCAUUAUACAAGGCAGCCACACCCAUCUACUGAUCCUGUUGCUGAAGCAGAAGCUGGAAUCCUCACUCAGGUCAAAGCAUCUUCUCCUCGGCAUCACCAAAUUGAGCAACUGCAGAGGUUUGCUGGGCUGGGAAUUGGCCUUGCAAGUGUCCUUGCUGAAAAUGUUCUAUCACAUCCUUGUAUAGUGUUGAGGAGACAAUGCCAGGUGAACCCAUCUUCCAGUUGGUACCACAAUACCCCCUUCACCCUGUUCCACAUCAUAUAUAAUAUACAGAGAAAUCAGAGUGUCACCACAUUGUUUAAAGGUAUUGGAAGCACGUUUAUGGUGAGAGGGAUAUUUGUUGUGUCAGAAGCCGGCAUCAGUGAAUUUACUCCAUUUCCAAGGGAGGUGAACAGACACAGCUCCGUGAAGAAACUUCUUCAACAUAUGGUCCUCAAAGGAUUGAGCUUUCUUGCUACGACCCCAUUCUAUGCUGCAAGUCUUGUGGAAACAGUACAGAGUGAAAUAGCCAGUGAGAGGCCUGGUGUGUUUGAUUGUAUCAAAGAAGGCUUUGGACGCCUAUUAGGGAGUUGGAGCACCCCCCAGUCAACCAGGCUGCUACCAGUGUGGAAGCUUGUUGUUCCCACUGUAUGCUAUGGUCUGAUGCACUAUGCUAUCACAUCUAUAGCUCAAUACACUGUUAUACUGACUGUUCGCAGUGAGAGUCAUACAACAAAGGGGGCUGAACAGACUGUUCCUCCAGCUAAAUCUAUGUAUGAACGCUAUUACCCAGAACUCAUUGCAACAUUUACUGGACACUUAUUUGCCGACGUGAUUUUGUAUCCUCUGGAAAAUGUGGUACACAGGCUCCAUCUACAGGGUACCCGAACAAUUAUAGACAACACUGACACAGGACUUGGGGUUGUCCCGAUUAUCACACGCUAUGAGGGAAUGCUAGAUUGUUUCAAAUGUAUCAUAUUAGAUGAGGGAUUAUCUGGACUAUAUAAGGGAAUGGGAGCAUUAGUGUUGCAGUAUACCAUGCACGUAAUGAUCCUCAAAGUCACAAGGUUUCUGUUUGAACAAUUAACAAAGGAUUUACAUGGCAAUGAAGAUAAUGAGACUAUGCCUAGACGAAGUAGAUCGAGUCAAAGCCAGAUGUAGCAUUUCAGAUGAUUGUACAUUCUGAAGUAAUGUUUCGAGUUAUCUUUUGCCAAAAUAGCAUAAAAAUCAAAUUUUAUGUCCAACUGAGAUUUGAAAACACUCUCAUGAAACACUCUCAGGAGUCAGUACUGUCAACGGUGUUCCUUGUAGACAGGUGUUUCUUAAAGAGGGGGUUCAUUAACAUCUAAGUCAAUGGGGCAUGUUUCUUUUGAAAAGAGGGGUGUUCCUUAUAGAGGUGUUCCACCAUACUGGCUUUCUUGUAACUAUUGCCAAAUUAAGUGUAAUAAGAAUCAAAUUCUUAAACUGAGAUUGAGGAUCCUUGUCACGUUCGUUUUUGCAGUUUUACAAUGAAUUGGAUGAUAAAUUCUGCAUUUAUAGUUCUCAUG